Odocoileus virginianus texanus is the source of this 1821-nucleotide messenger RNA. RefSeq names its product lipase family member K (gene LIPK). The record is from RefSeq and is a predicted model, not a curated record. Gene Ontology annotation, molecular function: hydrolase activity, acting on ester bonds. NCBI's taxonomy places the organism in Eukaryota, Metazoa, Chordata, Mammalia, Artiodactyla, Cervidae.
CAUUGACAGCUGUUUCUGAAAGAAGCUGAAUUCUAUCUGAAGCUCCCAGGAUUUGAAGACAGAUCCUCGGACAUUUCAGAGAUUGGAUAGAUUCAAAAUGUGGCAGCUUUUAGCAGCAACAUGCUGGAUGCUUCUUCUUGGACCUGUAUAUGGUUGUCACAAGAAAGGAAGCACCACAAAUCCUGAAGCUAACAUGAAUAUUAGCCAGAUUAUUUCCUACUGGGGCUAUCCUUAUGAAACAUAUGACGUUGUCACAGAAGAUGGUUAUAUCCUCGGAAUUUACAGGAUUCCUCAUGGAAGAGGAUGUCCAAAAACAGCUCCAAAGCCUGUUGUGUAUUUGCAACAUGGCUUAGUUGCAUCUGCCAGUAACUGGAUUUGCAACCUGCCCAACAACAGCUUGGCUUUCCUUCUGGCAGAUGCUGGUUAUGAUGUGUGGCUGGGGAACAGCCGGGGAAAUACUUGGUCCAGAAAACACUUGAAAUUUUCACCCAAGUCACCAGAAUACUGGGCCUUCAGUUUGGAUGAGAUGGCUAAAUACGACCUUCCAGCCACAAUCAAUUUUAUCAUAGAGAAAACCAAAAAAGAGCAACUCUACUACGUGGGCCACUCCCAAGGCACCACCAUUGCUUUCAUAGCAUUCUCCACUAAUCCAGAGCUGGCUAAAAGGAUUAAGAUAUUUUUUGCGUUGGCUCCAGUCACAACAGUGAAAUAUACCCAAAGUCCUAUGAAAAAAUUUACAAAUCUUUCCAGAAAAGCAGUCAAGGUAUUAUUCGGUGACAAAAUGUUCUCUCCGCACACAUUUUUUAACCAAUUCAUUGCCACCAAGGUAUGCAACCGGAAGAUAUUUCAUCGUAUUUGCAGCAACUUUAUAUUUACUUUGAGUGGAUUUGAUCCGAAAAACUUAAACAUGAGUCGCUUAGAUGUUUAUUUUGCACAGAGCUCUGCGGGAACAUCUGUUCAGACCAUGCUGCACUGGGCCCAGGCUGUUAAUUCUGGUCGGUUCCAAGCUUUUGAUUGGGGAAACCCUGAUCAGAAUAUGAAGCACUUCCACCAGCUUACACCUCCUCUAUACAACGUUUCUAAUAUGGAAGUUCCAACAGCAGUGUGGAGUGGUGGACAGGACUGCGUGGCUGAUCUCAAAGAUGUUGAGAAUUUACUUCCUACAAUUACCAAGCUCAUUUAUUACAAGUCAAUUCCACACUACAAUCAUGUGGAUUUUUACCUUGGACAGGAUGCACCCCGUGAAAUUUACCAAGACCUAAUUAGAAUGAUGGAGGAAUGGUUGUAAAAUUAAAUACACUUUCCUUUCCCUAAGGAAGUGGAUUUUAGUCAUAAGAAUGUGGUACACAGACUCUAGGUAACUCCUCGAAUAAUUUGUGGUCCACCCAGGAACCACAAAUUUGUGUAAUCCUUUCCUGUUGAUUGUGGGAGGGACCUGAGACUUGCUUCCAGACAGGAGAUUUGGCAAAGGUGAUGGGAUGUCAUCCCCUAAUUGCAGUCUAUUAUAUAAGAAUCCAUCUUAGCAGACUAGAGCAAGAAAUUCUCCUUGGCUUAAUAAGGCUAGCAAAUGUGGGAAGGAACCAUAUGUGGCUUCUAGGAUCUGCAGGUGGCCUCCAGCUGAUAACUUGCAAAGAAUUGGGACUCUCAGUCAUAUGAGAAAAUGGAUUCUGCCUAAAAUCUGAAUGAGCUUGGGAGUCCAUUCUUUCCUAGCUCGGCCUCUUGUUGAGAAAGCAGUCUGUCUAACACCUGGAUUGCAGCCUGAGAACCAGUGAGACCCGGAGCAGAGGACCUAACUAUGCCAUACCUGAACUACUGACCCAC